Branchiostoma floridae (Florida lancelet) is the source of this 13910-nucleotide messenger RNA. Its product is annotated as dynein heavy chain 5, axonemal-like. Gene Ontology annotation, biological process: microtubule-based movement. Gene Ontology annotation, cellular component: dynein complex. The record is from RefSeq and is a predicted model, not a curated record. Gene Ontology annotation, molecular function: dynein light intermediate chain binding; dynein intermediate chain binding; minus-end-directed microtubule motor activity. Lineage: Eukaryota; Metazoa; Chordata; Leptocardii; Amphioxiformes; Branchiostomatidae.
CUGCGGGCCGGUUUUGUGUGGUGUGUUUCUGUGGGACGCCGGUCGGUGUGAAGGUGACAGCGCCGUGGUACCUUACAGGUGGAACUGCGCGUACCUGUCGGCUGUACUUAAGGAAUCAGACCGACCCUAACACACAGGGACACGGCGUGGCGGGUUUCCAUGACAACCUGCUGACGUCAUACAGAUCGUCUUAGUCAACUGACAAGACACAAGUUUGCCUGUGUAGUUAACUUUCCUGGAUCCGAGUUCUUGGAUUUGAACUAUUGUGCAUAAUCAAUUUUGGAUUGUGAACUGUUGUGGACUGUGACAACGACCCUUUGAAAGGAUUGCGUGUUUUCUCAGACAAUUGUUGGAACCCGUCAUGAUACAAGUGAUUUACUCCAAUUGAUAAAACACAAGACACAGACAUGUCGGACGGUGCGGCCCCACCAGCUUCUCGGGGAAGCCCACAAGGCGCUGAGAAAGAAGCCAACAAACCACCGUCCCCAAAACCAGAUCAGGAGGUGGCACCACCAUUAAAAGACAAACCAGAAGAGCGCGAUGGGCGCAAACCCCUACGGAGAAUGGGGGCCAGCAAGCCGCCGCCGCCACAGCCUGGCAAGGCCAAGAACGUGGUUCUGUCUGGAGAAGCCAUGAAAGAGAUGCAGAAACAAGCCAAAGCCACCCGCGAGGAGCGCCGCCUACAGAUGGACGAGCGGCAUCGCUACUUAUUCACAAAGCUAUCGGACGCUCUGUCCUUGGACCUGACGGCGGUGGAGGAUGGCAUCCUGGGAGAUGAAAAGUUUGACCUAAUCGAGGAGUUUUUCGGCGCGGACGGAGCGAAGAAACUCAUGUUCUUCUACCAGGACCAGAGCUUGAACCGUGAGAUGACGUCAUCCCGUGCAGAAACAUCACAGAGCAUGGGAGGUCCCAAACGGCUGUUUCUCACCACAGGACAGGACGAGCCUCUGCUUGGGCAGUGUCUCUUCUUCCUACGCACAACCCCGAAGGGAAUCACAGUGGAGAACAUCUCAAAGGAGGUGAAUUUCGGCACAGUUGACGCUGGUGACGGUACCAUGCUGCAGGGGCUACAGAAGCUCAUGUCCUCAAUCAUGCUGCCUGCGCUCAAGUCCACAGAGAACUGGGGCGAGCUCGGCAAGUCCAGCUCUAACGGGCCGGUGCAGGACUUCCUGGAGUCGCUGGAGAAGUUUGUGUCGAGCCUGGCCAGCGCGCAGGGAAACAUGGAGGGGCAGGUGGUGCUGGCCGAGCCGCCGGACGACACAGGGCUGGACGCGCUGCGCACGCCCGCCGACUUCAUGCAAGCUGCCACAUCCGUAGAGAAGGUGGAAAAGAUGGAGGCCCUGCUGGCCAUGUGGGCGCGGCAGAUCGAGCAGGUCCUGGCCGAGUCUGAGCAGAUGCGGCGGGAGGCGGACGACAUCGGGCCGUCAGCCGAGCUGGACCACUGGAAGAAACGGAUGGCCAAGUUCAACAGCCUGUUAGAACAGAUCAAGUCUCCCCGCUGCCGAGCUGUGAUUGGUGUGCUCAAUGCUGCCAAGUCCAAGGCACUGAAGCGGUGGAAGGAGCUGGACGUCCGCAUCACAGAUGCUGCUAACGAGGCUAAAGACAACGUCAAGUACCUGUACACACUAGACAAGUUCUUUGGACCACUGGUCAAGUGCACACCGGCCUCCAUGGUGGAGCACAUCCCCAGCCUGAUGAACAGCAUCCGCAUGAUCCACUCCAUCUCUCAGUACUACAACACCUCAGAACGCAUGACCUCGCUCUUUGUCAAGGUCACCAACCAGAUGAUCACCACCUGCAAGGCCUACAUCAACCAGGGCACAACCAGGAUCUGGGAACAUGAAAGGACUGAGGUUCUGAAGAGGAUCAAGGACUCCAUCCGACUGAACUCGGAGUACCAGCGUGCCUUCCACAGGACAAAGGAAAAACUGAAGGAGAGUCCUGAGGAGAGGCAGUUUGAGUUCAGAACCCUUUCCCUUUUCUUCGAGACGGCAGGCAGCUUAACUACUCGGGCCGCGUGCGUGAGUAUAGAGGAUCUCAUGAAGACGCCUGAUGCCAAGAAGAUUGUCCGCAGCUUCAACAAGCUUGCAGCUGUGCUGAUGGAGUUUGAGAUGCUGUAUCACCGUGGAUGGUGCCGAGCUGUUGAUGCUGCAAAGACAGGCCUCAAUGCCUCACUUUUUGUCAAACAUCCAGAGACAAAGGAACUGUUUGUGAACUUUGACCCCUCCGUGAUGGAGCUGAUCAUGGAGUCCAAACAGUUGGCAAAGAUGGGACUGGAAAUCCCUGACGGGGCAGAGGCACUGGUGCUGAGGGAGAAGGAGAUCAAGGACAAUGUGCAGGCGUUGAAUGAGCUGUUGGCUGACUACAAGAAACUGACAGAGAGCAUCAAUGUCAUCCUCCAACCCCUGAUGAAGCCAGUCAUUGGUCAGAUUGAUGAUGCCAUCAAACCUGGACUGACCAUGCUCAGCUGGACAUCUCUCAACAUCAAGCAGUACAUUGGUGAGGUGUACAAGGUGAUGGAGAAGGUGGAGUUGCUAGUGAAGCAGGUGACAGACAUGUUGGAGUGCCGCAUCGACGCCUCCCUGGCCGACAUGUCGUCCACCAGCCUGUGUGAGCUACCUGAGGAUGAGCCCAUCUCUAUAGAGGAGUUUCUACAGAUCACAGAACAAACCUGUGCCAAGGCAGCAGUCUCUCUGUCUACGCAGAGCCAUUUGGUGGAGACGUCUGUGCUAGAGCUUGUUGAGCUGCUGAAGAGCUUCCUCCGGGAAAAGGACAAGGUCAACCUGGAGGACAACUACCCCUGCUCGCACCCUGAUGCGAGGCACAAGGGCCAGCGCUGUACAGAGUGUCUGCCAUGUGUGUACUUCAACCUGCUCACAUACUUCAGCCAGAGGAACACAGAUGCCCUCGUCAAAUGCACUCGUAUGACCAUGGAUGGCAUCAAGAAGCGUCUCCAGUCACCGAGUCUGAAGUAUGCAUCAUCACCGCAGCUAAAGAGGGAUGACAAGAGGCCACCACUCUUCAAGGCAGACAUUGUGCUGAGCAUUCCUAACAUUGCCCUGAAGCCCAGCCUGGAUGAGAUCCAAAACUGCCUGAACAAGGCUGUGGCCGUCAUGAUGAACGUUGCUAAGGACAUUCCUGUGUGGGGACACACCCGACGACAACAGGAGCAGCAGAUCAGGGAAAUGGAACAGAUGAUUGCUGAGGGAGGAGAUGAUGCCAAGACAGUGGUCCAUGGCAUGGCACCCAAGCCUCUCCACAAACUCAUCAGUGAACACAAGGAUGUGGUGAAAGUUCAGGUUGCACUGAACAACAUUGUGAAUGGCCUGAAGGUGGACUGUCAGGAGCUGCUGGAACAGUUCAAGGGAUAUGAGGAGCUCUGGACAGGGGAUCCGGAGGAGCGCGUGCAGGAGUUCCUGAAGAUGGAGCCCAUCCUGUCGGAGUUUGAGUUCCACAUCCGCCACUACCAGGAGAUGCAGACCAUGAUAGAGGCCAUGCCGCCUGAUUACCGCAUCGGCGCCAUCAUCUGCCUCACAGAGAACAUCCAGAUGGCCCUGAACACUGAGACUCGCAACUGGAAGCUGGCAUUUGGCAAGGCUCUGAACAACAAGGCUGGCAUAGACAUGCAGGACAUCUUCGACUUCAUUGAAAACCUCAACAAGCGUCUCCAGCGACCAAUCAAUGACUUGGAUGACGUUCGUGGUGCCAUGGCGGCUCUCGGAGAGAUCCGUGAAAAUGAGAUUAGGAUCGACAUGACCAUCGGACCAAUUGAGGAGUCGUAUGCACUGCUCAAUCGCUUUGAACUGACCUUCAAUGAUGGGAAUGCUGAGAGAGUGGACACCAUUGGGUACCAGUGGAAACAACUUCAACAAGUGAGCACCGACAUAUCCUCCAAACUUUUGGAGAUUCAAGCCCCCUUCAAGGGAGACCUGCUCAGUGGGGUUGAGAAGUUCAUCGUGGAGGUGGAUGACUUUACUGCUGAAUAUGAUGUCAAGGGACCCAACAUCAAAGGCAUCACACCACGUGAGGCCUCGGACAGGCUGACCAUCUUCCAGGCCCGGUUUGACGAGCUGUGGCGGAAGUACACCACCUACAACGGGGGAGAGGACCUGUUUGGUCUGGCCAUCACCGAGUACCCUCACCUGCAGCGUAUCCGCAAGGAGCUGGCUCUGCUGCAGAAGCUGUACACAUUGUACAACAAUGUACUGGAUACAGUGGAUGGAUACUACGACAUUCCUUGGGUUGACAUUGACAUUGACAAGAUCAACAACGAGCUGAUGGACUUCCAGAACAAAUGCCGUAAGCUCCCCAAGGCUCUGAAGGAAUGGGAUGCUUUCCUGGACCUGAAGAAGAGAAUUGACGACUUCAGUGAAACUUGUCCUCUGCUGGAGAUGAUGGCUAACAAGGCCAUGAUGAACCGUCACUGGGAGCGCAUUGCAAAACUCACAAGCCACUCUUUUGAUGUGGAGGCAGACAACUUCCUACUGAGGAACAUCAUGAUGGCACCACUGCUCCAAUUCAAGGAAGACAUUGAGGAUGUGUGCAUCUCAGCAACAAAGGAGAAGGACAUUGAGGCAAAGCUGAAACAGGUCAUCGCAGACUGGAGUACCCAGGUCUUCACAUUCUCUGUCUUCAAGACUCGUGGAGAGUUGCUCCUCAAGGGUGCUGAUGUUACAGAGAUCGUGGCUCUUAUGGAGGACUCUCUCAUGGUGUUGGGGUCUCUCAUGAGCAACAGGUACAAUGCACCGUUCAAACCAACCAUUCAGAAGUGGGUCCAGCAGCUGUCUGGUACCUCCGAGAUCAUUGAGAUGUGGAUGACAGUUCAGAACCUGUGGAUCUACCUGGAGGCUGUGUUUGUGGGAGGUGACAUUGCAAAACAGCUGCCACAGGAAGCAAAGCGUUUCAGCCAGAUUGACAAGUCUUGGAUGAAGAUCAUGCAGCGUGCCCAUGAGAACCCUAACGUGGUGCAGUGCUGUGUGGGGGAUGACACCCUGGGUCAGCUGCUGCCUCACCUGUUAGAACAGCUGGAGAUGUGUCAGAAGUCUCUGACAGGAUACCUGGAGAAGAAGAGACUGGUGUUCCCAAGGUUCUUCUUCGUGUCCGACCCUGCCCUGCUGGAGAUCCUGGGCCAGGCCUCCGACCCCCACACCAUCCAGCCCCACCUGCUGUCUGUAUUUGACAACACCAAGGCUGUCACCUUCGACGAGAAGCAGUAUGAGAAGAUCCUCAGCAUAUCUUCACAGGAAAAUGAGAAGAUUGAUCUUGAGAAGCCAGUGGUUGCCCAGGGCAACGUGGAACAGUGGCUGGGUCUGCUCAUGAACGAGUCACAGAAGUCCAUCCAUGGCGUCAUCAGGCAGGCAUCUGUUGCCAUCGAUGACCCCAACUUCAAGAUGAUUGAGUUUCAGAACGUCUUCCCGGCACAGGUCGGACUGCUAGGCAUCCAGAUGAUCUGGACCCGUGAUUCAGAAGAGGCGUUGAAGAACGCACGUGUGGACAAGAAGGUCAUGGCCACCACCAACCAGCACUUCCUGGACUUGCUGAAUGACCUUAUUGACAUGACAACCAAAGAUCUCACCAAGUACGAACGUACCAAGUAUGAAACUCUCAUCACCAUCCACGUACAUCAGAGGGACAUCUUUGAUGAGCUGGUAAAGAAAAACACCAAGAGCACUGGAGACUUUGACUGGUUGAAGCAGACACGCUUCUACUUCAAGGAGGAUAUCGACCAGUGUCUGAUCUCCAUCACUGAUGUGGACUUUGAGUAUCAGAAUGAGUUCCUGGGGUGUCAGGAGCGUCUUGUGAUCACACCACUGACUGACAGAUGCUACAUCACCCUUGCCCAGGCCCUGGGGAUGAGUAUGGGUGGAGCCCCUGCAGGGCCAGCCGGGACUGGGAAGACUGAGACCACCAAGGACAUGGGCCGCUGCCUGGGCAAGUUUGUCGUGGUCUUCAACUGCUCCGAUCAGAUGGACUACAGAGGGCUGGGCAGAAUCUACAAAGGACUGGCCCAGUCUGGCAGCUGGGGCUGUUUUGAUGAGUUCAACCGUAUCGAGCUGCCCGUGCUGUCCGUGGCUGCCCAGCAGAUGGCUGUCCUCUUCAACUGCAAGAAGGAGCGCAGGAAGCAGUUUGUCUUCACAGAUGGAGACGUGGUGGACAUGAACGCUGAGUUUGGCAUCUUCCUCACAAUGAACCCUGGAUAUGCCGGCCGCCAGGAGCUUCCCGAGAAUUUAAAGAUCAUGUUCAGGACAGUGGCCAUGAUGGUUCCUGAUCGACAGAUCAUCAUGCGUGUGAAGAUGGCCUCCUGUGGUUUCCAACAGAACAUUGUACUGGCUCGCAAGUUCUUCAUGCUGUACAAGCUGUGUGAGGAACAGCUUUCCAAACAGGUUCACUACGAUUUUGGUCUGCGUAACAUCCUGUCUGUGCUGAGGACCAUGGGAGGGUUCAAGCGGUCCAACCCGCAGGACAGCGAGGUGGUGACCGUGAUGCGUAUCCUGCGUGACAUGAACCUGUCCAAGCUGGUGGACGAGGACGAGCCUCUCUUCCUGAGUCUGAUCGAGGAUCUGUUCCCUGGGAUCACACUUGACAAGGCUGGGUAUCCCGACAUAGAGGCUGCCAUUCAGCAUCAGACUGAAGAGGCAGGGCUGGUUCACCACGCCCCAUGGGUGCUGAAGCUGAUCCAGCUGUACGAGACCCAGCGUGUCCGUCACGGCUUCAUGACACUCGGGCCCAGCGGAACGGGGAAAACCAACUGUAUCCAUGUCCUGAUGAAGGCCAUGAGUGACUGUGGUGCUCCUCACAAGGAGAUGAGGAUGAACCCCAAAGCCAUCACAGCCUCUCAGAUGUUCGGUACCCUUGAUGUGGCCACAAAUGACUGGACAGACGGCAUCUUCUCCACUCUGUGGAGGAAGUCCCUGAAGGUGAAGAAGACAGACAACACCUGGAUUGUGCUGGAUGGACCUGUGGAUGCCAUCUGGAUUGAGAACCUCAACAGUGUACUUGAUGACAGUAAGACCCUGACUCUGGCCAAUGGAGACCGGAUCAGAAUGGCACCAAACUGCAAAAUUGUCUUUGAGGUGCACAACAUUGACAAUGCGUCCCCUGCCACUGUGUCCCGUAACGGCAUGGUGUACAUGUCCAGCUCCGCCCUGGACUGGAAGCCCAUUCUCCAGGGCUGGCUGAACAAGCGGCCCCAGCAGCAGCAUGACAUUCUCAUGACACUCUUUGAGGGUAUCUUCACGGAGUUGUACCGAUAUGUCAACCAGGACCUGCAUGCGAAGAUGAAGGUCCUGGAGUGUAACUACAUCAAACAGGCCAUCGAUCUGCUGGAGGGGCUGAUCCCUGGUCCUGAACAUCCACCCAGCCAGAAGAUGCUGGAGAGAAUCUUCGUCUUCACCCUCAUGUGGUCCCUGGGCUCCCUCCUGGAGCUGGAUGAUAGGGAGAAGCUGGAACAAUUUAUUGUGGAUAAUGGUGGUGGUCUGGACCUGCCACCAGUGGACAAGGGGAAGCAGGAAACCAUCUUUGAGUACGUGGUGAAGGAUAACGGGGAGUGGGAACAUUGGUCCAACCGUGUGGAACAGUACAUCUAUCCAAAAGACUCCACCCCAGAGUACACGUCCAUCCUUGUGCCAAACGUGGACAACGUACGGUCAGACUUCCUCAUGGACACCAUCAUGAAGCUGGGAAAGCCUGUCCUGCUGAUCGGUGAACAAGGAACAGCUAAAACUGUCAUCAUUAAGGGGUACUGCUCCCGCUACAACCCAGAGCAGCACAUGUUCAAGAGCCUGAACUUCUCGUCUGCCACCACACCUCUGAUGUUCCAGCGCACCGUCCAGAGUUACGUGGACAAACGGAUGGGAACAACAUAUGGGCCACCUGCUGGCAAGAAGAUGACAGUGUUUGUUGAUGACGUGAACAUGCCGCUGAUCAACGAAUGGGGCGACCAGAUCACCAACGAGAUCGUGCGCCAGCUGAUGGAGUGGAACGGCUUCUACAACCUGGAAAAACCUGGUGAGUUCACCAACAUUGUGGACACACAGUUUGUCGCCGCCAUGAUUCACCCCGGGGGAAGGAACGACAUCCCGGAACGUCUAAACGCCGUGUCCAACUUGUUUGCUCGUGAUGAGAUUGAUGAGAUCACAAACGAACUGAUCGGCGUGAUGAAGAAGGAGUAUCCACGCCGACCGCCAACCAAUGAGAACCUGUAUGAGUACUUCCUAUCCCGAGUGUGCAACAACCUCCACGUGGCGCUGUGCUUCUCUCCCGUCGGUGAGAAGUUCAGGACCAGAUCACUGAAAUUCCCUGCACUGAUUUCAGGCUGUACAAUGGAUUGGUUCAGCAGGUGGCCAAAGGAUGCUCUCAUUGCAGUGUCUACCCAUUUCCUGUCAUCUUACGAUGUGAAAUGUUCUCCAGAGGUUAAGGAGAGCAUGCAGGCUACCAUGGGAGUGUUCCAGGACCUGGUCGCUGAGUGCUGUGUCCAGUACUUUGAACGCUUCCGUCGACAGACCCAUGUGACACCAAAGUCCUACCUUUCCUUCAUCGAUGGCUACAAGACAAUUUACAGCCAAAAGUUGGACACCAUCCAAACCCUUGCACAGAGGAUGAACACAGGAUUGCAGAAACUGCAGGAGGCUUCAGAAUCCGUAAAUGAACUUUCAAAGGAGUUGGCGGUCAAAGAAAAGGAUCUAGCAGUGGCCUCAAAGAAGGCUGAUGCGGUUCUUGCAGAGGUGACUGUCAGCGCUCAGGCUGCAGAGAAGGUCAAGGCUCAGGUACAGAAGGUGAAGGACAAGGCCCAGGCUAUUGUGGACGAGAUCGAACGUGACAAGGCUGUGGCUGAGACGAAACUGGAGGCAGCCAAACCUGCCCUGGAGGAGGCUGAGGCUGCUCUGGGGACCAUCAAACCUGCUGACAUUGCCACUGUGCGGAAGCUGGAGCCUCCUCACCUGAUCAUGCGCAUCAUGGACUGUGUGAUCCUGCUCUUCCAAAGGAGGAUCGACACAGUCACUGCUGAUCCUGACACUAUCAAUGAUGAAACAGUGGACCUUCUUGCUCCAUACAUGAACAUGGAGGACUACACACUUGAAAAUGCAAAGAAGGUGUGUGGUAACGUAGCAGGUCUGCUGUCCUGGACGUCUGCUAUGGUCAACUUCUUCUCCAUCAACAAGGAGGUGCUGCCUCUCAAGGCCAACCUGGCCAUCCAGGAGUCACGUCUGGGCAAGGCCACGGCAGAGCUGGAGGCUGCCCAAGCUCAACUGGAUGAAAAGCAGAGAGAACUGGACGCUGUCCAGGCUCAGUACGAUGCUGCUAUGAAGACCAAACAGGACCUGAUGGACGAUGCUGAAGCCUGCAGGAGGAAGAUGAACAACGCCACUACCCUCAUCGAGGGUCUGGGUGGAGAGAAGAUCCGUUGGACAGAAGCUAGUCGAAGAUUUGAAGAUCAGAUUCGGAGGCUGGUAGGAGAUGUGCUGCUGGCCACAGGUUUCCUGUCUUACUCGGGACCUUUCAACCAGGAGUACAGGUCACUGCUGCAGAAGAACUGGAAAAAAGAGAUGCAGAAGGCCCGCAUCCCCUUCAGUGAUGAUUUGAACCUGAUCCAGAUGCUGGUUGACAAUGCAACCAUUGGAGAAUGGAACCUUCAGGGACUUCCAAAUGAUGAACUGUCCAUCCAAAAUGGCAUCAUCGUCACCUCAGCAACUCGGUACCCACUGCUUAUUGACCCACAAGGACAAGGAAAGAUCUGGAUCAAAAACAAGGAGAAGAACAAUGAGCUUCAGGUGACAGCGCUGAACCACAAGUACUUCCGUAACCACCUGGAGGACUCACUGUCCCUGGGGAGACCCCUGCUGCUGGAGGAUGUGGGGGAGGAGCUGGACCCCGCCUUGGACAAUGUACUGGAGAAGAACUUCAUCAAACAGGGCAGCACACUCAAGGUCAAAGUGGGAGACAAGGAGGUAGACGUCAUGGAUGGUUUCCGGUUCUACAUCACCACCAAACUGGCUAAUCCAGCCUACACCCCCGAGAUCAGCGCCAGGACCUCCAUCAUUGACUUUACUGUAACAAUGAAGGGUCUGGAGGACCAGUUGCUCGGUCGUGUGAUCCUCACAGAGAAGGCUGAGCUGGAGGAGGAGAGGACCAAACUCAUGGAGGAUGUCACAGCUAACAAGAGGAAGAUGCAGGAACUCGAGGACAACCUGCUGUACCGCCUCACCAGCACACAGGGCUCCCUGGUGGAGGACGAGUCUCUCAUCCAGGUGCUCCAGACCACCAAGGUCACUGCCCAGGAGGUUACCGAGAAGUUGAACAUCGCAGCGGAGACGGAAAUCAAGAUCAACACCGCCAGAGAAGAGUUCCGUCCGGUGGCCAGUCGUGGCUCCAGCCUGUAUUUCCUGAUUGUGGAGAUGUCCAUGGUCAACAUCAUGUACCAGACGGCUCUGGGGCAGUUCCUGGGGCUCUUCGAUGUCUCCAUGGCCAAGUCUGCAAAGAGUCCAAUCCCAAGCAAAAGGAUUGCCAACAUCAUCGAGUACCUGACGUUUGCGGUGUUCAAGUACACUGCACGUGGCCUGUAUGAAGAGCACAAGUUCCUCUUUACUCUGCUGCUCACACUCAAGAUCGACCUGCAGGGACACAAGAUCAAGCACAAUGAGUUCCAGACAUUCAUCAAGGGUGGUGCAGCCUUGGACCUGAACGCUGUGGAGCCCAAACCCAAGAAAUGGAUCCUGGACAUGACCUGGCUUAACCUGGUUCAGCUCAGCAAGCUGCCACAGUUCUCACAGAUUCUGAGCCAGAUCUCCGGCAAUGACAAGGCCUGGAAGAACUGGUUUGACACUGAUGCACCAGAGGAGUCGGUCGUUCCCGAUGGAUAUAGUGCAUCCUUGGACACAUUCCGUAAGCUGCUCCUGAUUCGCUCCUGGUGUCCAGACCGCAUCGCAGCCCAGGCCCGACACUACAUCGCUGAAUCCAUGGGCCCUGAGUACGCUGAGAGCGUCAUUCUGGAUCUGGAGGGGAUGUGGGAGGAGUCAGAAACCUCAACCCCAAUGAUCUGUCUCCUGUCUAUGGGCUCUGACCCAACUGAUGCCAUUGAGCGUCUGGCCAAGAAGCACAACCUGAAGUGCCGUGCCAUCUCCAUGGGACAGGGGCAGGAGGUGCACGCUCGCAGGCUCUUCCAGCAGGCCUCCACAGAGGGAGGAUGGAUCCUCCUGCAGAACUGCCAUCUGGGCCUGCAGUACAUGGAGGAGCUGAUGGACGCCAUCGUGACCCUGGAGAACCCCCACGACACCUUCCGGGUCUGGAUCACCACCGAGGUGCAGCCCAAGUUCCCCAUCAACCUGCUGCAGAUGUCCAUCAAGUUCAGUAACGACCCCCCGCAGGGCAUGAAGGCUGGCCUCAAACGGACCUACAACAUUGUCACACAGGACCAACUGGACGUGACCAACAUGCCCCAGUGGAGACCCAUGCUGUAUGCCGUGGCCUUCCUCCACACUGUGGUGCAGGAGAGGCGCAAGUUUGGCCCCAUCGGCUGGAACAUCCCCUACGAGUUCAACCAGGCUGACUUCACAGCUACAGUGCAGUUUGUACAGAACCAUCUGGAUGACAUUGAUCCUAAGAAGGGUGUGUCUUGGAAGACUGUCCACUACAUGAUUGGUGAGGUGAACUAUGGCGGCAGGGUCACUGACGACUACGACAAACGUUUCCUCAACACGCUGGCCCGCGUCUGGUUUGGGGAGCACAUGUUCCCCGAUAAGUUCAAGUUCUACACGGGUUACAUCAUUCCUAAGUGCCGCACCUUGGAGGAGUAUCGCACACAGAUAGAAGCCAUGUCACUGGUGGACUCCCCAGAGGUGUUUGGUCUUCAUCCAAAUGCUGACAUCACUUACCAGACAAACAUGGCCAACAUGGUGCUGAACACCAUCAUGAACAUCCAGCCCAAGGACAGCGGUGGUGGUGGAGGGGAGACCAGGGAGAGUGUGGUGGCUCGACAGGCCACAGAGAUGCUGGAGAAACUACCUCCAGACUUCAUCCCUCACGAGGUAAAAGACCGCCUGCAAAAGAUGGGUGCUCUGUCUCCCAUGAACAUCUUCCUGCGCCAGGAGAUUGACCGCAUGCAGCGUGUCAUCUCACUCGUACGUAGCACCCUCAAGGACCUGAAACUUGCCAUCGACGGUACCAUCAUCAUGUCAGAGAACCUGAGGGAUGCUCUGGACAACAUCUACGAUGCUCGAGUUCCGGGGGCCUGGAAAAAGAUUUCCUGGGAAUCUGCAACGCUGGGUUUCUGGUUCACGGACUUGCUGGAGCGGAAUGCCCAGUUUUCCAGCUGGCUGUUUGAUGGCAGACCGACUCAGUUCUGGAUGACUGGAUUCUUCAACCCACAGGGUUUCCUGACGGCCAUGAGACAGGAGAUCACCCGUUCCCACCAGGGCUGGGCGCUGGACACGGUCGUCCUGCACAACGACGUCACCAAGAUGAUGAAGGAAGACAUCACCUCUCCUCCUCAAGAAGGAGUGUACAUCUAUGGCCUGUAUCUGGACGGAGCAGGGUGGGACAGGAAGAACAUCCGUCUGGUGGAGCCCCAGCCGAAGGUGCUGUUCACUCAGAUUCCUGUGGUGCACGUCUACGCCAUCAACACAUCGCUGCCAACCACGAUCGUCAAGCCACGAGCCGGCUACUGCUUCUAUGAGUGUCCGGUGUACAAGAAACCACGCCGUACGGACUUGACCUACAUCUUCCCGCUGAAACUCAGCAGCACAAUCAACCACGGGUCGGACCGCUGGAUCCUUCGUGGCGUGGGUCUUCUGUGCGACACCAAGUAGACAUUUGUUUGGGCCACAAAAUCUUCACGGCCAAGGAAAGAAUUUCAGUAUCUAUUCUAUGUUGUUACAAAAAUACCUUGAAUGCUGCUUUGACAUUUGCGGUUCUAUGAUUGUGUAUAGCUUGUUUCCGUAAGACUGCCUUGACCCCACAACUCAGAAAAUGACAGAAGCAUUUUUAUGCUAACCAUGUUUCCAAACCUGACAAAAAUGCUUUUUUUAAAAUUUGCUGUGCUAUGCACAUUAUCAUACUACACACCAUACAGAGCUAAGCGUGCUGUGUUAAGGCUGUUGCCACUAUUAAAGUUAAAUGAAUAUCGUUCCAAUAUACCAAUAUUUUUGCUAAAGAAAACAUUUCUACUUUGGGAGCUUACUGAAUGACAGUAGUUGGAUACACGAGAAUGGAGUGGAGAAUGUGUCUUGUGUGUGCUCCACUGUGUCAAUCAUACAUGUAUAAUCUAUUUUUUGGUGGUGUUGGAUACAAAGUUACUUUAAGUUUUCUGUUUUGAGAGCUAAUCUAGGCAUGUCACUUGGUGCAGGGUUUCUAUGCAACUGUUUUUGUAUAGUGAAUUAAAGUGUAUUUUUUCUAUAUUGAUUGCUUUGAAAGUUGCAGGGAAGAUAAAUGAAAUCUACUAUACAGGGUCUUUUGCAGAUAAUGAAAUAAAGUUAUUCAGAUUACCACGUGUAUCUCUAUUCUACUGUUAGGCAUUUGGUCUGCAUAUAUAAAGACUGCAAAGCACUGUAGCAGGAUUAAUGAUAAACAUCAUUACCAGAAUGUAUCCUGUUAGAACUGCUACAACAACUAUGCAAAUCAUACAGUGAAUAACCGUUAACAUUACAUCCACACUAACAGCUUACUAAGAUCUAAGAUUCUACCUAACUUUUGUAUUGUCAGCAUUUGUAACUGUGCAAAUGUACAAGUACCUUUCAUCAACAUUUACACUACCAGUACACAGAUAUUCUUUUAUGCAUACCUACAUAGAUCACUAUUUUAAUAAAUUAUUAUGAUACCUCCACUGAUCUCUUGUACAAGAACACAGUUGCUUUGUGUGAGCAUGUUUGUGUGUUACUACUAUAUAAAUGAUUGUGAGAUUAAAAUGCAAGAAACCA